UAGAGAGUGCUCUCUGCGCAGGCGCAAAGGGCUGUCCCUUCCGGGUUCCAGCGUCCUCGCGUUUCACCAAAGGAAAUCUCUUCGUUUUCCAGAGUGACUAUGGCAACCUACAGCCUGGCAAACGAGCGACUACGCGCCCUGGAAGACAUCGAACGGGAAAUCGGCGCGAUUCUUCAGAAUGCAGGUACCGUGAUCCUGGAACUUUCGAAGGAAAAAACCAAUGAACGGCUGCUAGACCGGCAAGCGGCGGCUUUCACGGCGUCGGUGCAGCAUGUAGAGGCGGAGCUGUCGGCUCAGAUCCGCUACUUAACCCAGGUGGCCACAGGGCAGCCCCAUGAGGGCUCCAGCUAUUCUUCAAGGAAGGACUGUCAGAUGGCCCUGAAGCGAGUGGACUAUGCUCGCCUCAAGCUCAGUGAUGUGGCCCGAACCUGUGAGCAGAUGCUGGAAAACUAAGCCAAGUAGGUGGAGAGACAGCUUGGAACAAGACUACCACCUGUGCCCGGGACAGAACUUGGAGACCUGCAGGAUGGGGAGCACAGGCUGCCAUGCAUGUCCUAUUGGUCAGAAUAUGAGGACAGUGAGGUAAAAGGUGGGAAUGGAGAAAUUUAAAGAUUGAGCCUGCCUACAACUCUGCCCUGGUUCCUCCAGCAGGGUGCUGCUGUUCUGCAUGCACUUCACAGAAGUGCUAAAAAGCUCAUACAGAAGACAGAGAUUCAGACACACAGCCCACUUCCUCAUGUAUUUCAUGUCUUUGUCCCAGGCGUCCACAGACUUGUACAUUCUUCUUCAUUGGGAGAUAUAAAACAAGAACUAAGGGUUUUAAUAAUAAAAACAGUAACAACAAAAA
Phyllostomus discolor (pale spear-nosed bat) is the source of this 847-nucleotide messenger RNA. RefSeq names its product mediator complex subunit 11 (gene MED11). The transcript has 3 exons. Gene Ontology annotation, biological process: regulation of transcription by RNA polymerase II. The record is from RefSeq and is a predicted model, not a curated record. Lineage: Eukaryota; Metazoa; Chordata; Mammalia; Chiroptera; Phyllostomidae. Bases 100 to 453 code for a protein of 117 amino acids. Gene Ontology annotation, cellular component: mediator complex. Gene Ontology annotation, molecular function: transcription coregulator activity.